This is a messenger RNA of Ogataea haglerorum, 1032 nucleotides long. RefSeq lists its product as uncharacterized. Lineage: Eukaryota; Fungi; Ascomycota; Pichiomycetes; Pichiales; Pichiaceae. The transcript has a single exon. The coding region runs from base 1 to 1032 and encodes 343 amino acids. Gene Ontology annotation, cellular component: cytosol. The record is from RefSeq and is a predicted model, not a curated record. Gene Ontology annotation, biological process: mitotic cell cycle; peptidyl-serine dephosphorylation. Gene Ontology annotation, molecular function: protein serine/threonine phosphatase activity.
AUGGAUUUGGAUUCGGAUAUACAGAUGGAAGAUGCCGUCGAGCAAACACAACCAGAGGCCACAGGAAAGGAAGCGUCACUUUCUCAAUUCCCGAUAAACACGACCGACCCAACCACCCAGAGAAACAUGCUGGAUGGCUGGAUAGAACAACUGAGCCAAUGUAAACCAUUGAGUGAAGAGUCUGUCAAACAGCUUUGUGCGAUGGCUGUUGAGGUUGUGAAGAGUGAGGAGAACGUUCAACCGGUUCAGGUACCAGUCACCAUUUGUGGAGAUAUUCACGGACAGUUCCAUGAUUUGAUGGAACUGUUUAAGAUUGGAGGCCCUUGCCCAGAUACAAACUACUUGUUUAUGGGGGACUAUGUUGAUAGAGGGUAUUACUCAGUUGAGACGGUCAGCUAUUUGGUGGCUAUGAAAGUUAGGUACCCAAGAAGAAUUACUAUUCUUAGAGGAAAUCACGAGUCGAGGCAAAUUACACAGGUUUAUGGAUUUUAUGACGAAUGCUUUAGAAAAUAUGGUUCCGCUAAUGUUUGGAAGAUGUUCACCGACCUAUUCGAUUAUUUCCCGAUCACCGCAUUGGUUGACAACUCCAUUUUCUGUUUACACGGUGGCUUGUCGCCAAUGAUCGAGUCGAUCGAUCAGGUCAGGGAACUCAACAGAAUUCAAGAGGUUCCGCACGAGGGACCUAUGUGCGAUCUGUUGUGGUCUGACCCUGACGAUAGAGGAGGAUGGGGAAUUUCUCCUAGAGGUGCUGGUUUCACUUUUGGUCAGGACAUAUCCGAACAAUUCAACCACACGAACGGGCUUUCGCUUAUUGCUAGAGCUCAUCAACUGGUGAUGGAAGGUUACAGCUGGUCACAUCAGGAUUUGGUGGUUACCAUAUUUUCUGCACCAAACUACUGCUAUAGAUGUGGAAACCAGGCUGCAAUUAUGGAAGUUGACGAAAACCACAACAGAGACUUUUUGCAAUACGAUCCAUCCGUUCGCCCUGGUGAGCCUACCGUGACCAGAAAAACUCCAGACUAUUUCCUAUGA